AUGGUGCCAGAACUAUCGUCGAUUGUCCCGGUUUAUUGUCGAUAUGUGCAUACGGACCGAUGGCUCCUCACACACCUCGAUUCAUCCUGGACGAUCUCGCAAGUCAAGCAGCACUUGUUGACCAAGUUCUUACCUACAGUCGUACCUUCCCCGCGGAAACCAACUCGAGCGAAGCGUGAACGCCCCCUUUCACCUAUCACAUUCUCGUCACAUGGGCACAGCGACAACGAGGGUGACAGUGACUAUCAGUCCGCGGAGGAGAAUGGGUCCGUUCUCGACGAGGCAGACGACAUCGUAGACGGAGACUACUAUCGAUAUAAAUAUGCACCCGCGUCCCGUCCAGCCGGCACCUCGUCGACCACGCUCGUCGUCCCACCAGAGAUUUCUCUACCCUCUCCAGCGCAGUUCGCCCUCAUCGCGUUCUCCACCGGACAGCUGUUCGAGGAUCGCUUCCACCUGUCCUGGUACGCUCUUCAGCCAUACGAGUUGCUUGAGUUUUAUCCACGUGGCGAGGUCUUCAUUGCCUUGCCCCGCCAUAAUCUAGAGGCAUACGUUCGUCCUUACUUCGAGGCGCGAGUAUGGGCACUGCGGUUUGUUGGUGAUGAUCUGUCAGCCGAGCACCACACAGAGCUGGAGCGGCCAAAGAGCAAAGGCAAGGCCAAAGGCAAAGAGCGCGAGCGGCGAACUGGGAGCGGCAGCGGACCGAACACUGGAGAUGGCGGCGAGGAGACGUGGGGAGGAGACGCGGAUGAAACGAGGCGCAAGCUGGAAAGGAGGCGGAGGAAAAAGAUGGAGUGGUGCGAGAGGUGGGUGAUCGUGCACCAAGGCUUGUUCAAGCUCUGUAAGAACCGCAACGACACGCGUCCUGCGUACACCGCCCCUGUGACCGCCCUACUGGCCAUGCGAGGCGGCGAGCACCUGCAUCCUCGCACGACCUCGGCUCUCCCACAGACGUAUGACUCGUCCUUGCCGUCAUCCUCCACCUCGACGCCUCUGUCAUCACCAAGUCCAGCGCAGAGUCAUUUACAGUCUCUGCACGACCCGAUGAAGUCGAAGCUCGACGCAUCACCGAGGAAUUCAGCCAUACCUAACUCUGGCCGCCGAAUCGUCUGUGCUAAAUUCCGCGCGGGUCCUCACCCGCCUCCACAUUCCCCAGCAGUCACUCAUGCAGUAGCCUCGGGCGCAGGCACAAGUGAGGAUAGGGGGGAUGCUGGCGGGUGGUGGCGCCGUGGGUCGCGAGACACAGCUCCAGCGGAGACUUUCGGCAGAAGGGAGGGCAGAUCAGCCUUCGGUGCAAACUCUGAAGGUAGCGCAAGCCGGGAUAGACUGGGGCUGAGUGAUGAAGACGAGGGUUCCGUGUGGAUCAUCAUGGAUUUAUUGAACGAAGCCGCUUUUGAUGAUUUUCUGCGCGUCUUGCAUCGCCAUGCCCCAGUAUCGUGCUCUUCGUCUUUCGCCGCACGAUCCUCCCUGGAAGGUGCUGCGCCUGACGCCAGUUAUGUAUUCCCUUCUCCGGGUGGAUCGCCAUUCAACGUCUCGCCAGGGCUGCCAGACGCCAUACCGCACACCUACACGACGACGUUGACGGGCUCGCCCCGUCAUGCGGCAGCUACGGUGACAUCCGCAAAGCCUUCUCCACAAUCUGGCCGCAUGGGUUUACCGUAUCCGGAAUGGCGCCAUACGAUUGUGCAUCGGGCCCGUCGUGCGGGUAUAGGCUCUAUUGGCCGUGCCAUGGAGUUCGUCAUCUUUGGUGACGACGAACCUGAGGGUCUCGCCAAUGAUGAGGACGACCUACUGUCGUACCUCGAGAUGCCCGAUGAGGAGGCGCGUGCGCAGGAGACCCCAAAACGGCCUUCCCUUGCAAAGAGACCAUCGGACAAUUCGCAUGUGGACUUAUCGCCAACUCUCUGGAGGGACUACCUCAACGACGAUAGCGACAGUGGCUCUGAUGGAGAAUCCGAGCAGAGCGAGCAAGAAUGGGAAGACUGGAUGACGGAUCUGCCUCGUCAGCACCGUAUACAGGCUGAUACGGAGGAACGCCAUCUGCGCCAUCUCACGCCGGACAUAGAGGAAGAUGAUGAGGAUAUCCCGUGGAUCCAAGACGAAGCUCUGAGCGACGACGGUACUGGCGUACCCGCGAGCGAUGAUGGCAUGGCAGAGAGCGACCAUGCUCUCGCUGCAGACAAAUCGGCUACACGGGAGCCCUUCCCUCCAUCGCGCAAGAUCACUUCGUAUUCGUCGGCAGACUCCCUGAUACGCAAAUCCAUUAGACCGUCUCGCUCGCGGCCGAGGAUAUUCGGCGCCUCUAAAACAGGCGUGGACUUUCCGAGCGAGCGUGCGCGCUCUCCGCUCUCAUCGCAGGUCCGUGCGAGCAGUGAAUUGUCCACGUCUCCGGAAUCAGGCACCAGUCCUCCUACUCGCUCUCAUCUCCCAGUCCGCAUGCCGAUCCCGAUCAGGAUGCGAAUCACCAGUGUACGAGGCACCCAGGUGGAAGGUGGAACGUCUCCUCCGGAAACUGCCAGUCCCCGGCUAACGAACCUCUUGCGGAAAGGAGGGUCGACGAACGAGUCGACGUCGGCCAGCCAGCACCCCUCCGCACCUCAGGGCAAGAACAAAGCGACGUCCGCGGGAGCGGCACCACCUUCACUUAUCCUCACGAUCCCAGAACCGAAUACUUCUGCAUCCAGUCCAAGCAGCCUCGAGAGCAUCAAAUUCGCUACGCCAGACUCAGAUUGA
Molecule: messenger RNA, 2733 nt
Organism: Rhodofomes roseus
Lineage: Eukaryota; Fungi; Basidiomycota; Agaricomycetes; Polyporales; Fomitopsidaceae
Exons: 4
Coding region: 1-2733 (910 amino acids)
Source: RefSeq, a predicted model, not a curated record